Messenger RNA from Closterium sp. Yama58-4, 357 nucleotides. Lineage: Eukaryota; Viridiplantae; Streptophyta; Zygnematophyceae; Desmidiales; Closteriaceae. The record is from the annotation of a GenBank genome assembly.
AUGCUCCGGGCUGCUCCGCCUGAAGGCCAGCCAAUCAGGAGGCUCCACGUCAGCGUAUUUGGGAGGGAAGCGGGCGGCGGUUAUGGAGAGGAUGGUGGUGGUGCUGGUGCUGGUGCUGGUGCUGAUGCUCGUGGUAGCGGUGAGGGGGUGGUGGGGAAGGGGGAAGAGGAGGAAGGAGAGGGUGGAGGGAUGGCAGAGGGGAAGGAGGGGGAGGAGGGGGAGGAGAAGGAGGAGGAGGGGGAGGAGAAGGAGGAGGAGGGGGCCGUGGGGAGGGCAGUUCACAAAGCUCAUGAGCUGCUGAGGGCCGCGCAACGCUCGUGGUUUGACUGGCAGGUAACACGGUUGACUGGCAGGUAA